AUGGAAGAGAAGGAUGGGAAUCUCGAGGCGGAAUACGAUCCAAUCACCGGGGACGGUUUUUAUGUUAUCUCUGACAACCUCACACAUGACGGGCAUUCUCUGGAUGAAGGCAUUCCCGAGUACGAACUCCGUUCGUGGCUCCUGAGUGCCCCGUUGACCUCGAAGAUCACGACGGACCCACCACGCUCGAACUAUCGUCCCCAACCUCUUGACCGCAAUGUCAACACGGGCUCUCGUCUGCGCUACACUACACCUGGCUACUGCGGGCCCGGUCAUGGGUAA
Messenger RNA from Penicillium atrosanguineum, 282 nucleotides. Its product is annotated as Actin-regulating kinase PRK1. The record is from RefSeq and is a predicted model, not a curated record. The transcript has 3 exons. Bases 1 to 282 code for a protein of 93 amino acids. Lineage: Eukaryota; Fungi; Ascomycota; Eurotiomycetes; Eurotiales; Aspergillaceae.